AUGAGUGCCAUCCUGUUAGUUCUUGGCGUCCUCGUCAUCAUCUAUUUCCUAUUAGGGCGCAGCGCAGAACAUGAAAUAAGGGAAAAGAAAGUUCUUGUGGUUGGUGGAAGCAGUGGACUGGGCCUUGCCUUUGCGCAGAUACUGAAGAAGGCUGGAAACGAUGUCACAAUAACAUCCAGGUCUGCGAAAAGGCUGAAGCUUCUGAAAAGGGAGUGGGGAUUUGGAACGAAAGUGCUAGACGUGAGUACAAUGGAUGCCCAGGAGCCAUCAGACUUCGAUUAUAUAUUCUGUUGUGCAGGCAUUUCCUAUCCCUCAUACUUUACUGACCAGUCGCUUGAGCUUUUUAAGGAAACAAUGGCUACAAACUACCUUGGGACUGUUGCAGUAUUAAAGCACUAUGUGGCUGCUAACAAAAAGCCCAUGGGGUUUGUCAUGGUAGGAUCUACUUUGUCGUUGCUUACAUUCCCGGGGUUCUCUUCUUACUCCCCUACGAAGGCAGCUCUUCUCUCACUGUUCUACACACUUCGUGAUGAGAUGGCCAAGUUGGAUGUGAAGCUGUAUUUCUACAACACAGCAUCCAUCCAGACACCGGGACUCGAAAGGGAGAACCAGACAAAGCCUGCAUACACAAGGGCCAUAGAGGAGAUGGUACCUCCGUCCUCUGCCCAGGAGAGAGCCCUUGUAUUUCUGAAUGGAAUGAAGAAAAGGAGCAUAGUGGCAUCUGAUAUCUUCACGUACCUAUGCCAGAUAAGGCUUGAGUGCGAAUGCCUUUCUGACUAUCUCCUUUUUCCUAUGUCCGUCGUUGUUGUGUUUAUACUGCGGAUCUAUGUGAGAUGGAAGUUCAAGGCUCAGGAGAAGAUAAAUAGUAGGGAGAACACCUACAUUAAGAAUAAAUAA
This is a messenger RNA of Encephalitozoon hellem ATCC 50504, 897 nucleotides long. RefSeq lists its product as uncharacterized. The transcript has a single exon. Gene Ontology annotation, biological process: sphingolipid biosynthetic process. Bases 1 to 897 code for a protein of 298 amino acids. Gene Ontology annotation, molecular function: 3-dehydrosphinganine reductase activity. The record is from RefSeq and is a predicted model, not a curated record. Gene Ontology annotation, cellular component: endoplasmic reticulum membrane. NCBI's taxonomy places the organism in Eukaryota, Fungi, Microsporidia, Unikaryonidae.